Diaporthe amygdali is the source of this 1668-nucleotide messenger RNA. Its product is annotated as ubiquitin carboxyl-terminal hydrolase 6. The transcript is spliced from 2 exons. Gene Ontology annotation, molecular function: proteasome binding; protein binding; cysteine-type deubiquitinase activity. NCBI's taxonomy places the organism in Eukaryota, Fungi, Ascomycota, Sordariomycetes, Diaporthales, Diaporthaceae. The record is from RefSeq and is a predicted model, not a curated record. Gene Ontology annotation, biological process: protein deubiquitination; proteasome-mediated ubiquitin-dependent protein catabolic process; regulation of proteasomal protein catabolic process. The coding region runs from base 1 to 1668 and encodes 555 amino acids.
AUGGCGGUAAAUGUGAUUAUCAAGCAUCAAGGCACCAAGUACGAUGUCGAGGUGGACCCAACUGCCACCGGCGCGGAAUUCAAGGAAAUAGUCUAUAGCUUGACGGCUGUCGAGCCCGAACGACAGAAGAUCCUGAUCAAGGGCGGUCAGCUGAAAGAUGAUGCAGACAUGGGCAAACUGGGCCUGAAGCCCGGCCAACAGAUCAUGAUGAUGGGCACACCUAGCGCCGGCGGCGCAGAACUCGUGCGACCCAAAGAGAAAAUCAAGUUCAUGGAGGACAUGACCGACGCCGAGAAAGCUCAACAGGAGGGCGCAAUUCCAAGUGGUCUCACAAACCUGGGCAAUACCUGCUACCUCAACUCUACCCUGCAGACACUCCGGGCCAUACCCGAGCUCCAGGAGUCUCUGGUCAAAUACGAGUACAAGAGUCAACCUGGUUCCAGCGCCCUGGGCGUUCUGCCCCAGUUUGACAUCACGACGCAACUAAAGAAUCUUGUCAAAUCAAUGGGCGAGACGCAGGAGGCCUUUGCGCCCUUUGCUUUCAUUCAAGCGCUGCGUCAGGCUUUUCCCCAAUUCGCCGAGAGAUCUCGAACUGGUCAGGGCUAUGCGCAGCAAGAUGCCGAGGAAGCCUGGACCAACAUCCUUUCCCAAGUCAGGAACAGCCUGCAGAUCAAGGGCCCGAAUGACUCUGCCCCUGUUUCGUGGGUUGACCGCUACAUGUCUUUGCAGUUCGAGUCAAAGCUCGAGUGUGAUGAAGCUGAGGCUCGGGAGCGAGGCGAGCAGGCAGUUGAGGCGACCGAUACCUUCCUCAAACUCAACUGUCACAUUGAUGCUGAGACAAACUUCUUGCGCGAUGGAAUCCUGAACGGCUUGAAGGAGAAGAUCGAGAAGAAAUCAGAGAUCCUUGGCAGGGAUGUUUCCUAUACCAGGUCGUCCAAGAUCUCGAGAUUGCCCGUGUACCUGACCGUCCAAUUCGUCCGUUUCUUCUGGAGGAGAGACACACAGAAGAAGGCCAAGAUUCUCCGCAAGGUCACCUUUCCCAAGGAGCUCGACAUUUUGGAGUUCUGCACCGACUCUCUUAAGGAGAAGUUGAUCCCGGUUAGAGACAAACUUCGGGAGGUCCAAAAGGACGAGGAGGACAUUACGCGCGCACGGAAGAGGAGAAGGACUCAGCCUACAUCUGCGGAUGCACCCGAGGAGCCAGUUGAGGUCCAGAAGAAGGAGAAGGAAGCCAAGAAGCCCGCCACCGACUCCGAUGGAGACACGUCGAUGGAGACAUACAAGACAGACGCGGAGUGGGAGGAGGAGAAAGCCUCAGCGCUGCGUGCAGCGAAGAAGGAGCUUCUGGCAUUGGUUAACCAGGACCUAGCCAAGGACGAGGGCGCAAACCAGUCUGGUCUGUACGAACUCCGGGCCCUGAUCACUCACCAGGGCUCGAGCGCCGACAGCGGUCACUACACGGCAUACGUGAAGAAGCCAGGCCCGAAGGACCCCAAGACGGGCAAGGUCGGCGAAGAGGAUGGCAACUGGUACUGGUUCAACGACGACAGGGUUUCGGAGGUGGCUGGAGACAAAAUCGAGACGCUGUCUGGAGGCGGAGAGAGUCACUCUGCUCUGAUUCUGCUGUACAAGGCCGUUCCAUUGCCUACUGUUGAGGAAAGCUCGUAG